Molecule: messenger RNA, 2052 nt
Organism: Diorhabda sublineata
Lineage: Eukaryota; Metazoa; Arthropoda; Insecta; Coleoptera; Chrysomelidae
Gene: Ssl1
Product: general transcription factor IIH subunit 2
Exons: 6
Coding region: 722-1918 (398 amino acids)
Biological process (GO): nucleotide-excision repair; regulation of transcription by RNA polymerase II; DNA-templated transcription
Cellular component (GO): transcription factor TFIIH core complex; transcription factor TFIIH holo complex
Molecular function (GO): zinc ion binding
Source: RefSeq, a predicted model, not a curated record
GUGUUUGUAAAUCAUGACAUCGAGCCAAUCGUUAUGGCGCCAAAUUUUUUUGUGCUGUUAAUAUUUAAUUUAAGAAAAUAUAAAACUACUCUAGUGAAAAUUAUUGAGUAACACAAUACUUACAGUAGUCAGUAUUUUAUUUACAGUUAUCACGUCUUCACAAAACUAUUAUAUAGGUUUAGUUUAUAUUGUGCAGUGAAUUGUACAACGUAGACAAGGAUCAUGUCAUUGCACUAACUUCCGUUGGAGGUAAAUUCAAAUUAUAUUAUGGCAGAGGUAGGGUAGGGUAGGAUUUUUUGUCUGCAUUAAAUAUGUACAGUUAUCGUUUGUUCUUUUAAUCGGUAAACUGAUAACAGGGAUUGUUAAAAUAGAUUUUGUUAAUUCAUUAUUUAUUCUUAUUAAUUGCAACGUAGCUCUUGAAAGAAUAAACAUAAAUAACAAAGUUAUAAUUAUAGAUCAGUUUAUAUAAAUUUUUUGAUUUUAUUUGGGCUGAAAUCAUUUAUUUCCAAUGAAAAGAAAAAUGCAAGAUAUUGAGCAUAAAUAUUAGUGAUAUAGUGUAGUGAUAGAAAAAUUGUUCUAUAUUUCUUAAAUAUUCUUUUAUAGCUAUUUACUACAACCACGGGAAAACAUUUCUUAUUACAAAACGAUAACCUCAAUUUUAUUCUGUAAACAACGUGUUUUUUAAAGUUACAUUCGUUAUCUUUUAUUGCACUAAGUAAUAAUGGCAGAUGAAGAUGAUACCAAAGAGUAUCGGUGGGAAACUGGAUACGAAAAGACUUGGGAAUCUAUUAAGGAAGAUGACGAAGGAUUUUUACAGGCAAGUGUAGCUGAUAUUGUGCAAAGGGCGAAAAGAAAACGACAAUCCCUUAAACAUGGUAGUCAAAAGUUAGGAAUGAUGAGACAUUUAUUUAUACUUUUAGAUUGUUCAGAGUCAAUGUCUAGCCAAGAUCUGAAACCAACACGACUUAUUUGUACAUUGAAACUCGUAGAGAUGUUUCUUGAGGAAUUUUUUGAUCAAAACCCAAUUAGCCAGGUAGGAAUCAUACUUAUGCAAAACAAAAGAGCUGAAAAAAUUAGUGAAUUAGCAGGGAAUUGUAGGAAACACAUAAAAGUGAUUAAUAGUUUGAAUAGAACUAGUUUGCAAGGUGAGCCAUCAUUACAAAACGGCUUGGACAUGGCCAUGUCUUCUCUUAAAUUAUUGCCUGCACAUGCUAGCAGAGAAAUAUUAGUAAUAAUGGGUAGUUUGACCACAUGUGAUCCAGGAGAUAUUACAAAAACUAUAGAUGUUUUGAAACAGGAAGGAGUAAGAUGUUCAGUUAUAGGUUUAGCUGCCGAGGUACAUGUUUGCAGACUAUUGGCGGAUCAAACUAAUGGUACUUAUAAUGUAAUCUUAGAUGAUAUUCAUUUCAAAGAUUUGCUAAUGCAGCAAGUUGAUCCACCUCCUGCUGCAAUGUGUCUUGAAUCAAACUUAAUAAAAAUGGGAUUUCCACAUCAACUCAAUGUUGAAGGGUCAGAGGAGCCUCUUACUAUGUGCAUGUGUCAUGUGGAUAGCUCAGAUGAUGGAAGUAAGCUGACAACUGGAGGUUAUUAUUGUCCACAGUGUUAUAGCAAAUAUUGUGAACUUCCUGUAGAAUGUAGAGCUUGUGGCUUAACUUUGGUAUCAGCUCCGCAUUUAGCAAGAUCUUAUCAUCACCUAUUUCCAGCAGCUAAUUAUAUCGAAAUUAAUUUUGAUAAUCAAGUGAAUGGUUGUUUUGCAUGUCAAAGGAUUUUAGGAGAAGCAGAUAAACAGGUCUACAAUUGUCCAAACUGUAAAAAAAUAUUCUGUAUAGAUUGUGAUAUAUUCAUCCACGAAACAUUGCAUACUUGUCCAGGAUGUGCCACAAAUCCAUCAACAUUUCAAAUUGCUCUUACAACUUAACAGAACAAUUUUGGUAUAAUUUUUUGAGUAAAUAGCGCAUCAGUUGUGUGAUUUAAUCCUUGUGAUAUGUCUAAAAGAGACUAAUAUUAAAUUGUAUAUAAUAAAUAGGAUAUAAUAAAAAAAUAUCUGUUGUA